Sesamum indicum (sesame) is the source of this 1070-nucleotide messenger RNA. RefSeq lists its product as uncharacterized. NCBI's taxonomy places the organism in Eukaryota, Viridiplantae, Streptophyta, Magnoliopsida, Lamiales, Pedaliaceae. The record is from RefSeq and is a predicted model, not a curated record.
UAAGUACGUAGAGUACGAAUCUUGCAUCUUCAUGCUGGACCGCCACUUGUCUUCCCAACAGCACACGUUGCGCCGUCUGCAGCUUCGCACGUACCCACAACCUGUCCACCAACCGCCCAAACCUAUCUCGGUUCCUCCCACUGCCGCUGCUCCUCUCACUUUUCCUGCGUCGGUUUGCUCAAUCCAUCGAUCGUUUCGUCCACCAAUGGGGAGACCAAAAGCCGUCUCCGACGCACUCCACAUCAAGAACAAGCCCAUACUCAAACGUCGCAGCAGAAGGAAACAACUGACGACAGCGUUCAAGAAAGUCUUCAACUACAUGAAAUCAGACACCUACAUGUUUGCGCCUCUCGCUUAUCCUCAACCUCGUCACACCUCUUCAUCUGUUUCUUUUGAUGGUGAAGUGGUAUCAUUUGAACCCAUCAAGGGGAAGGAGAAGGAAUUGGUGAAGGAUGUUGAGGAAUAUUUGAGAUGUGAUUGCUACAUGUAUUCUCCAUUGUUUCUGGAUUCUGAUUCUCGUAUUGUCGGGGUUGGCGGUAGAAGAAAGGGAGACAUUGGAACUACUGUCUGUGAUGAAAUUGAACCGGCAGUGGAGGAAAGAAGAAGACAAGAUCAAGACAGCACGAACAGCUUGGGAGAGACUGACGAUACCUAUAAUCCUGUGAGGCGAAUUGCUGUUAGACACAUCAUGCUUCGAAAGGAAAAUUUGAAGCAUGUGGUUAAACGUAACUGUCGCCCUUCGUCUUCGGCAGGAAAGGUGCCAUCACAGAAAGACUCCCGUAAAAUCACGGUGGAGUAAACUUGCUGAUAGCGCGUUGCACAACUAACUUAGAUGGAGGUGGUUGGAGAACCUUCGAACUCGUCAUCUUCGGGAACUCUUGACGAUGGGUUUGUUGUUACCAACGUUCUGUACUUCGUUUGAACUAAGGAAUCAUAGUCUUGAUUCCUUUUCAACCAUGGUUGCUUCAUGUAUUCGAUCGGAUAUUCCAUGACACACGGAGUAAUCUUUGUUUAUAUGCACGGUGCUCUUGUGUACGUAUAAUCGGGCUCAUUUAUUGAUUUUUCUUUUU